UAAACAUGAGGUAACCGGAGAAGAACCCGUCAAAUAACUACAGAGGAACAAAAAAGCCUGUUGAACAUAAUCAGAUCCUAUUGUGAUGUGAAUUAACCGGGGAUUUUAAUGCCGACAGUCUCUGCACGUGAUUUUAAAUCGCCGACAUGGCCGCAGUGGACGCGAAUAAAGUCAACAUUUCCUCCGAAGAGGAUAGGCUAAUGUUUCCGGUGACUCACUAUGGUUCGAAUGACUGCAUGGAUCAGUAUAGUAACCCCAGGUCGACUCUGCUAACAGAUGGCUGGAUAGGUGCUGGUGAAGAAGAGGAAGCGUUGCGCAGGAAGUUAAAAUAUUUCUUUAUGAGUCCUUGUGAAAAAUACCAAGCCAAAGGCAGAAAACCUUUUAAACUGGUUCUGCAAAUGCUGAAGGUUCUUAUAGUAACUAUACAGCUGGUACUUUUUGGCUUAAGCAACGAGAUGGCGGUGACGUUUAAAGAGGAAAACACAGCCUCGUUUAAACACCUCUUUCUCAAAGACUACGCUGACUCAGAUGACGCGCUUGCUGUUUACACACAGAGAGAUGUUUAUGAUCAUAUGCAUUACACAAUAGAACAGUACCUGGCUUUGCCGGAGACGACAGUGGGCCGCUAUGCAUAUGUGUACGAUGUCGGUGUGAACGGGAGUGCUCUUUCUCUGUGUCAGCAGUAUUAUAAAAAAGGCCAGAUUGACCCAGCUAACGACACCUUCAACAUCGAUCCGCAUGUGGUCACAGACUGUAUGGGCGUAAACCCUUUGGCCACUCCCACAGCAGGUCUGGGCCGCGAUUACAGGAACUUCACCCUUAAGUUCCAUAAGCUCAUUAAUGUCACCAUACAGUUCCAGCUAAAGGCUAUAAAUCUUCAGACCAUCAUCCACAAUGAAAUUCCUGACUGUUACACUUUCUUCAUCACAAUUCUGCUGGAUAACAAAGCCCACAGUGGUAAAGUUAAGAUCAGUCUUGAUAAUCAGGCCUCCAUAAAGGAAUGUAAAGACCCAAGUGUGUCUGGACAUGCUGAUAGUAAUGCUCGUGUGUGGUUUGAUGCGGCGGUUGCAGUGGUGUGUAUUCUCUCUCUGGUCCUCUGUGGUCGCUCUAUCAUCAGAGGAAUCAUUCUUCAAAAUGAGUUUGUAAAGUACUUUAGGAAUUAUCUGAACCGUGAUGUCUGUUGGGGAGACCGAAUGGAGUUUAUUAACGGAUGGUAUAUUCUGCUCAUCAUUAGCGACAUGCUCACGAUCACAGGCUCCAUGAUUAAGAUCGGCAUUGAGCUAAAGAACCUCUCAUCGUACGAUGAGUGUGGGAUCCUUUUGGGCACCUCGACGUUAUUGGUUUGGGUUGGAGUUAUUCGCUACCUCACCUUCUUUCAGAAGUACAAUAUUCUCAUUGUCACAUUACGAGCUGCAUUCCCUAAUGUGAUCCGUUUCUGUUGCUGUGUGGCGGUGAUCUACCUCGGGUAUUGCUUCUGUGGGUGGAUUGUGCUGGGACCCUAUCAUGUUAAGUUCCGCUCUCUCUCGCUGGUGUCAGAGUGUCUUUUCUCUCUGAUUAAUGGAGAUGACAUGUUUGUGACCUUCAGUGGCAUGCAAGAGAGCAGUUUGCUAGUCUGGGUAUUCAGUCAGGUUUACCUUUACACAUUCAUCUCUCUGUUCAUUUACAUGGUGCUCUCUCUCUUUAUCGCUCUCAUCACUGGAGCUUACGAGACCAUCAAGCAUCAAACUCAGGAGCCGUGCCACAUCACUGACCUGCACGCGUUCAUCGCUCAGUGCACCGACACACCCUGCUCUGGAAAGUUUCGCGGGAUCGAAACCUCGCCCUGCUCGUUCUUCUGCUGCUGUGACAGAACCACCACAUAUGAGGACGUCCUCCUUGUGAACUAGUGAAGUGAUGGGUCUUGAGGCCUGACUGCACCUCCCUCUGCUGGUCACACUGCGCUAGAGCAACAGGACAGAAGCCAGUAAAAAGCUCCAGACUAAAUACUCAAGAAGUCAGU
Rhinichthys klamathensis goyatoka is the source of this 1999-nucleotide messenger RNA. RefSeq names its product mucolipin TRP cation channel 1a (gene mcoln1a). Bases 147 to 1886 code for a protein of 579 amino acids. Gene Ontology annotation, cellular component: plasma membrane; lysosomal membrane. The transcript has 15 exons. NCBI's taxonomy places the organism in Eukaryota, Metazoa, Chordata, Actinopteri, Cypriniformes, Leuciscidae. The record is from RefSeq and is a predicted model, not a curated record. Gene Ontology annotation, molecular function: NAADP-sensitive calcium-release channel activity.